AACGUUACUAUUGGUCUGUGUUUCUACAACAUUCAUCUUUUUUUCCCCCUCUUUACAGAAAACGUACCGGAUUAUCAUGAUCGACUCGAUAAUCAUUUUGAACAAUUAUGGCAACGUCAGACUCUCAAGAUUCUACACGACAAAGGAUUGUGCGCUGCAACAAAAAAUACUCAAAGAAACCUUUAAACUAAUCUCGGGUCGCGGAGACAAUAUGUGCAAUUUCAUCGAGGGUAGCCACACAGACAUCUGCGAGGAGGGAAAAAAAAUCGUUUACAGAAACUAUGCGACGCUGUUCUUCGUCUUCUUCAUCGACUCCGGCGAAUCGGAGCUCGGCAUACUCGACAUCAUACAGAUGUUUGUCGAGGUGCUCGACUCGUGCUACCAGGACGUCUGCGAGCUAGACUUGGUCUUCAAUUUUGACAAAAUAAACUACAUCCUCGACGAGAUUGUGCAAGGGGGCCUGAUAGUUGAGACGCGCAAGAGCGCAGUCAUCGAGUCGGUCAAGAAAAUGAAACUGAAGCGCCAAUAG
Molecule: messenger RNA, 529 nt
Organism: Schistocerca gregaria
Lineage: Eukaryota; Metazoa; Arthropoda; Insecta; Orthoptera; Acrididae
Product: AP-3 complex subunit sigma-2-like
Exons: 3
Coding region: 77-529 (150 amino acids)
Biological process (GO): protein transport; vesicle-mediated transport
Cellular component (GO): intracellular membrane-bounded organelle
Source: RefSeq, a predicted model, not a curated record